GUGUGUGUGUGUGUGUUGCAGGCUGUUUGAGGAAGCAGCCACUAAGCUGAACCUGGUGGCUCUGGUUGGUUUCCUGCAGCAGCUCAGGAAGGCUUCUCAGUGUCAGCUGUUCCACUCUGUGACCGAGACCGGAGACUACUCACUGGCAAUGCCAGGAGAGGCCAAAUCGACUCUGGAGCGUCGCAGCGCUCUGCAUCUCUUCCGACUGGGCGAGGCCAUGCUGAGGAUCGUCAGGAACAGGAACCGGCCCCUGCUGCACAUGAUGAGGGCCUGGAGCGUCGUGGCCCCCCACCUGGUGGAGGCGGCCUGUCACAAAGAGCGCCACGUUUCCCAGAAGGCCGUGUCCUUCAUCCACGACGUGCUGACGGAGGUGCUAACGAGCUGGGCGGAGCUUCCUCUCUUCCACUUCAACGAGGCGCUGUUCAGACCCUUCGAGCACAUCAUGCAGCUGGAGCUGUGCGACGAGGACGUGCAGGACCAGGUGAUCACCUCCAUCGGGGAGCUGGUGGAGAUGUGUUCCCCUCAGAUCCUGUCGGGAUGGAGGCCUCUGUUCAGCGCUCUGAGGACGGUCCACAGCAGCAAGACGGACACCAAGGGGUACCUGCUGGGGGAAUACUCCAUGG
Molecule: messenger RNA, 623 nt
Organism: Notothenia coriiceps (black rockcod)
Lineage: Eukaryota; Metazoa; Chordata; Actinopteri; Perciformes; Nototheniidae
Product: brefeldin A-inhibited guanine nucleotide-exchange protein 3-like
Exons: 4
Source: RefSeq, a predicted model, not a curated record